Molecule: messenger RNA, 849 nt
Organism: Salvia miltiorrhiza (redroot sage)
Lineage: Eukaryota; Viridiplantae; Streptophyta; Magnoliopsida; Lamiales; Lamiaceae
Product: abscisic acid receptor PYL12-like
Exons: 1
Coding region: 11-637 (208 amino acids)
Biological process (GO): abscisic acid-activated signaling pathway
Cellular component (GO): nucleus; cytoplasm
Molecular function (GO): signaling receptor activity; abscisic acid binding; protein phosphatase inhibitor activity
Source: RefSeq, a predicted model, not a curated record
CCUCUAAUUAAUGGCGGCUAAGCUUAACACUACAGAGCUUUCCAUAAAUAUGCAACAAAACAAACACAUUUCUCUAACAAAACCCCAAAGUCGCAGCGCCGGUGAAGAAGCCAUGAAAGUCCUCCACCACAGCCACCGCCUCUCCGCCAACCAGUGCGGCUCCGUCGUCACCCAAACCAUCCAGGCGCCGCUGCCGCUUGUCUGGUCCGUCGUCCGGCAAUUCGAGGAGCCGCAGGCCUACAAGCAGUUCGUCAAGAACUGUGGCCUCAGCUCCGGCGACGGCGGCGCCGGCAGCGUGAGGGAGCUGACGGUGGUGUCGGGGCUGCCAGCGGAGCGGAGCAUCGAGCGGCUCGAGCGCCUCGACGACGAGUCGCAUGUGAUGGUGGUGAGCAUAAUCGGCGGCGACCAUAAGCUGGUGAACUAUCGGUCGACGACUACGUUGCAUAAAGAGGAGUGCGGCGGAGAGACGGUGGUGAUGGAGUCGUACGUGGUGGACAUUCCGCCGGACAGCUGCGAAGAGGACACGUGUCUGUUUGCGGAUACUAUAAUUGGAUGCAAUCUCAAAUCCCUAGCAAAGCUUACCGAGAGAAUGGCAUGCAACCAUGUUUCUUCCUAUUUUCCUCAUUCUUUCUUCUAAAAAUACUCUAGUUUUUACUCUCAAAAACAUAAAAAAAAAUACUUUGUUUUUUAAAACUGCUCUAUAUUUUUGAAUAAUUGCUCAAAUAUAACAUAUAUCUAUAUAUAGAAUGCAAUUUCGUUUCGUGUUGAUUUAAUUUCUGUGUGCGCGGCGUUUUUUUUCUUUUCUUUUAAUCUUUUUUGCUUUUGUUUAUGCACUUUUUCGUUAGGUGA